Messenger RNA from Apis dorsata (giant honeybee), 1713 nucleotides. Its product is annotated as chymotrypsin-like elastase family member 2A. The transcript has 5 exons. The record is from RefSeq and is a predicted model, not a curated record. Gene Ontology annotation, molecular function: serine-type endopeptidase activity. Bases 643 to 1599 code for a protein of 318 amino acids. Gene Ontology annotation, biological process: proteolysis. NCBI's taxonomy places the organism in Eukaryota, Metazoa, Arthropoda, Insecta, Hymenoptera, Apidae.
UUUUUUGAUGAAAUUAGUCAACGAAAAAUAAAAUUGUAAACAAAAUAUAAAAAUAUCAAAAAGGGAAUCAAUAUCCUAUUGAUCGAAAGAUCAUUUUAAUUGGAUUUAUAAAACAUUAUAAAGAUACACGGAUUCAUAAUCGCAUCCGAGCGAGACGAAUGUUUCUAAUUGGUAUGAAAAGAGCGAGGAAGAGGCACAGUGAUACCAGAGAGGUAACUUUCGUUAGUGAGAGCGAUAUUCGUCUGUUUAAGAGCUGCCAGUUUCCACUCGUUCGUCGUGAUCGCAAAUAUAUUCCCCUUCUUCGAUGGCAAUCGUUAACGAUCACUUUCUUCUAAGUAAGUUCCUUCGAAGGAUUUACUCGUUCCAGUGAUCGAUCCACCGCAAGGAUUACUCGUGCUCUUGCUACUUCUCUUACAUCUUCGUUAAAUAUAGUAUGAAACAUCUUUUCUUCAUUUAUUUACUCUCAAUGUGUGUGUGUCUAUUUAAUACAGAUAUGAUGUCACCUGAAAAUUGAAUCAAUCAAUUAAAUAUAAAAAUUGAAUUAUAUAUUGUGGCAAUUAAAGAAGAAGAAUAUGAAGAGCAUGAAAAAAUAAAAUAUACGGGGGGUCGAAGAAGACAGUUGGUGCACUUUCCUUGUUGGAAAUGAAUUUUCGCGGUGGACUAGCGAUACUUUUAUUCAUUUUUAUGGAGGUUAAUUGCGCAAUUUUGAGAAUCGUACAGGAAAAUCACUUCUCUUGCGGAUGUCCAGCAGCGUCGCAUAGAGAGCCACGUGCGAUUCUGUCAGCGAAGAACGUCAAUUCCUCUUCACUGGGCGAGGAGAAGAACGUGAGGACAACAACGGGUCGAAUAUUCAACGGGAAGCCGAGCAAACGAGGCUCUUGGCCUUGGCAGGUGUCUCUCCAACUCCUUCAUCCAAAGUUAGGAUUUAUCGGUCAUUGGUGCGGUGGUGUUCUCAUCGAGCCUACUUGGGUCGUCACAGCUGCUCAUUGUAUUCAUAACGAGCUUUUCAAUUUACCAAUUGGUGCACUAUGGACGGCAGUCGUCGGGGAAUGGGAAUUAAACUCCGGUGGACGUGGCUCGGCAAGGCUACCUGUUGAACGAGUGAUUCUCCAUGAAAGAUUUAACAAUUAUUUACACGAUAUCGCAUUGAUGAAGCUAGCUAGACCAGCCCCUUUAUCUAAAGUAGUACGAACAAUAUGUUUACCGGAACCGGAAGAGAAGCUUGGGAACAGAUAUUGCGUCGCUUCUGGCUGGGGUCAAUAUGGUCCCUCUCAGUCACUUUCCACUGCACUUUUAGAAGCCUCAGUGCCAUUACUAGAUCUUGAAAAAUGCACGAAAGCUUAUGGGAAAUCGGUAUCGCUUCGGAAUGGCCAUCUUUGUGCGGGUCACACUGAUGGCUCGACCGGAAGUUGUGUGGGCGAUUCUGGAGGACCAUUACAAUGCCGUCGCGCAGACGGUGUAUGGCAACUGGCAGGCGUCACUUCUUUUGGAUCAGGAUGUGCCAGGCCAGGAUAUCCUGACGUCUACACUAAGAUUCAGUAUUAUGUUAAAUGGAUAAGAAAUACUAUGAGCAAUGAUGAUGAUACGCAACUUUUUUAAUCAACGUGUUAUAACUCACGUGUACCUUGAAAUGUAGAUAAUAUUUAUGUAAAUAUUAAUGCGAAGUAGAAUCAUUGUAUAUAUUGAUAUAAAUAUACACAUUUUUGUAUGUUU